AUGGUGUUCUCGAGAUCACCGAGGGCGUUCCACUACCGCAUGUCCCACCCCGACCGGACGCUUGUCCGUGUUAUUGCCGUAGCGCUGAACCCAUGCGACUGGAAAAUGCCGGGGCAGUUUCCGUGCAAAGGCGUCGUGAACGGUACCGACUACGCUGGCGUCAUCGUCGUCAUUGGGCCCAAGGUUGCCGACCUUGCAAGUAGGCCGCGAUGGAAAGUCGGAGACGCUGUGUUUGGCGCUUGUCAUGGCGCCAAUUCGAUUGAUCCGGAAGCGGGAUCGUUUGCUCAGUACAUCCGAGCGGACCCGGAGUUGCUGUUCAAAAAGCCGGACUAUAUGUCUUGGGAGACAGCAGGCGCAUUUGGGGCAAGCGGUCUUGCAAUGCUGGGUCUGUCGUUGUUCUGGGAGGGGGGCAUGGGUCUUUCCGGGUCGCCAGAUGAGCCGGCAGAGGAGCCGGAGCAGGUUCUGGUUUACGCUGGAAGCACUUCAGUUGGGACGUUGGCGAUCCAGCUCCUGCGGAUUUACGGACACAUUCCCAUAACGACCUGCUCGCCGAAGAACUUCGGCCUCGUCAAGUCAUAUGGCGCCGAAGCAGUUUAUGAUUACCACUCUGCGACCUGCGCUCAGGAAAUUAAGGAACACACCGGAAACAACCUGGAGUUUGUGCUGGAUCCCAUGACAGAGGCCAAGACCCAGCGUCUCUGCUAUCAAGCCAUUGGACGCGGCGGUGGACGAUAUAUUGCGCUGGAAGUAUGGCAGCCCAUGAACCACACUCGGCCCACAAUCGACCCGACCUUUAUCAUGAGGUCAUCCAUCAUCGGGAGCCGGAUUCCCUUGGAUAAUGGGUAUGACAGUGAGGCGAAUCCCGAAAAGAGAAGGUUCGGUAUACAGUACUACCGGGACGUUCAGAAGCUGUUCGAUGCACGUAGAUUGAGACCCCAUCCGGUGAAAGUUAUUCCAGGGGGCUGGCAGGGCAUUUUAGACGGACUGCAGCUGCUGAAAGCUCGGGCAGUGUCGGCACAGAAGCUGGUUGUGUUUAUAGGGACGCUUUGA
Molecule: messenger RNA, 1050 nt
Organism: Aspergillus tanneri
Lineage: Eukaryota; Fungi; Ascomycota; Eurotiomycetes; Eurotiales; Aspergillaceae
Product: zinc-binding alcohol dehydrogenase family protein
Exons: 2
Coding region: 1-1050 (349 amino acids)
Molecular function (GO): oxidoreductase activity, acting on NAD(P)H
Source: RefSeq, a predicted model, not a curated record